AACAGAUCUGCUCAUAUGACUGUUUGUUACUGAGGUGAAGAAAAACAGCUGCACUGCUCGUUUGUUUUUGUCGCCGGCUGGGAUGUGACACAACAUCUCCGGUUUUGAGUUUCUACUCCCCCAACGACGAAUGUUAAUUAAGUGUUUCUGAUUUUUAAAUCCUUCACAAGAUUUGCUCGACACCAUGACUCACUGACAUCCUUUUAUAAACACUGAGUAUCUUACGGGUCAGCCGGCCGCCAUGCCGUCACCAAGUCGCUACUCCAUCAACGAAGCGUCUUCGGACGGGAGCGAGGACAGCGAGCCGCUCAUCCAGAACAAUGCAGUUCCUCGUCAGUGCUGCUCGGCCCGACUCAACCUCGCCAUCCUCAUGUUCUUCGGCUUCAGCGUCGUCUACGGUCUCCGGGUCAACCUCAGCGUCGCCAUGGUAGCGAUGGUCAACACGACGGACCCCCAGCCGACUGACAACACCUCAGUCGUCCACGCUUGUCCCCUGCCGUCGGGAGAAGACAACGCCAGCCAGAAUUUCCAGCAUCCUGAUGGGACCCCUCAGUAUCCCUGGGACUCGGAGACUCAGGGCUGGCUGCUGGGGGCCUUCUUCUUCGGAUACCUGUGCACCCAGAUCCUGGGCGGAUACCUGGCCGGUCACUAUGGGGGGAAAAUCUUCCUGGGUCUGGGGGUGCUGGGCACGGCGGCCCUCACCCUCCUCACCCCUCUGGCUGCACAGUGGGGGUCCUACUGGCUGUUUGGACUGCGAGCAUUGGAGGGUUUUGGAGAGGGCGUGACGUUCCCGGCCAUGAUGUCGAUGUGGGCUCGCUGGGCUCCUCCUCUGGAGCGUUCCCGCCUCAUGACCCUGUCGGGCUCCGGGGCCAACUUCGGGGCCUUCGUGGCGCUGCCGCUCACCGGCUACAUCUGCCAGACGCUGGGUUGGCCGGCUGUCUUCUACCUCUGCGGGGGCGCUGGAUGCCUCUGGUCAUUCUUUUGGUUCAUGUUUGUGUCGGACGACCCUCGAACUCACCCUCGAAUCAGUGAAGAGGAGAGAGAUUACAUCGUCAACUCCAUCGGAUCUCAGGGCACAGGUCACGGCUGGUCCGUCCCCGUGCUGUCCAUGCUGCUGUCCGUCCCUCUGUGGACCAUAAUCGUCACCCAGAUGUGUUCAAACUGGUCCUACUACACCCUGCUCACCUCCCUGCCCACGUACAUGGACACCAUCCUGCACUUUGACCUGCAGUCGAACUCGUUCCUGUCCGCCCUGCCGUACCUCGGCGCCUGGCUGGCCUCCACGCUGUCGGGUGUCGCUGCGGACGCUCUGAUCGAGAGGAGAGUGUUCAGCGUCACCGUCGUACGAAAGAUCUUCACCACCACAGGUCUGAUGCUGCCGGCAGCUUUCCUCGUCGCCGUGGGUUACGCCGGCUGCAGCCACAUCCUCACCGUCACCUUCCUCACGCUUUCCACCACCGCCGGAGGAACCAGCGCCCCCGGGGUCUACAUCAACCAGAUAGACAUCGCUCCUCGGUACGCAGGAUUCCUUCUGGGGAUCACCAACACAUUCGGGACCAUUCCAGGCGUCGUGGCGCCGAUUGUGACCGGAUACUUUACUGAAAAGCACACCCUGGAGGGCUGGAGAAAUGUGUUCUGGGUCGCUGCAGGGAUCAACGCCAGCGGUGCCCUCGUCUACAUGAUAUUCGGCAGCGGGAAGAUCCAACCGUGGGCCGUAGCUGAGGAGGAGAAACCAGAAGGCGAGAGGAGGAGGAGGAGGAGGAGCUCACAAUCAGACAGCAGCUGAAGAGGCACAGGAGCAGUGGUAGCCGACGCAACGUGGAUUUACGUGGAGACACAUUUUUAGACUUCUACCUCUGAAAAUUGACUUAGAUUUUUUUUAAUUGAUGCAGUAUUCACACAUGAAGAGUUAUGAACAUUUACGGAACGGGACCAGAACAGCAGAAAACGCUGGUUUCCCUCACGUGUCUGCAGUGUUUUUAUCCAUUAACAUGUAAAACUGUUUGUCGUCUUGGAGAGAGUUUCUACUCAGGUGAGAUUCUGCACUUGUUUUUACAAUAAUUCCAGUCACCAAUAAGACAUUGUAGACCAGUUUUAUACGUCAAAAUGUCAUUUAUACACGUUUCACCCUUUUGAAUUCUGAUAUUGUUUGAAAUUACAAAGUUCAAAUGGUGUACAACCGCUUCAGGCUGCCAACACAGCAACAAUAACAGUUCCUUAGUUUUUUAAUAGAAGAGUUUACACAGCCAAAUGGUACUUUUUUUAGCUUCUCUGUUGCUGCACGUGGUUUUCACUGCAAGAGACCAACGAUUUUAACAUUUUUAAUGCAAAAAAAAAUAUACAGAAUGUGAAGAUGUUGUCGCUACUUCCAGAUAGACUGCCUUCAACAAUCAGGAAAUACGUUUACCGAAGACAAAAAGCAACUCUUUGUGUUUAGCUCAUGUUUCCAUCAUAAACAGUGAGAUUUUGCAGUAUUGAACGCAUACAGUUCCUCAGGUGAAACCAAAACAAGCCAGCAUAUGUUUUAUUGUACGUUUAGUUGUGUUCGGUGUGUUUUCAGGCCUUUCUUUUGUUUUUUUGGGAGGAGGGGGGAUCUUAGGUUUUAUGAAGAAACUUUCACGACACCAAAUGGCCUUCAGCUGCUUUUGUUCUUGUUCUCUGAGCACUUUUAUUCACACCUACGGAGGCACUUUUCACCCACAGAAAUGCACCAAAUGCCUUAUUUUUGAUAACAGCAAAAAUAACUCAUCCAUUCACUGGACUUAAAGCACCUUGGACUGCCAGCAUUUAAACACUUUCUUAUGCCACGACUCUGUUCUGAGUGAAUUUGUAGCAUUUUUUUAAUCGUAUAUAUGAGCUCAUUUCACCGUCUAAACGUUGUCUUUGUUAUUUUUCCGACUGCAAUAAUUCUUGUUUUUAUAACACGUAGGGAAUCCGAUCAUCUGUCAGCUCAUGCAGUUCAUCAAAGAGCACUGUGAUUGUAAAGUUACGAUGUUUGUAAAUGGAUUGAAUAAUUUAUUUACCCUCCCCGUGCUUUGAGAGUCGACAGUUUUAUUGCGACAAGAUGUUGUUUUUCUAUAAUGAAAUAAAACGAGUGGCAUUUAAAA
Messenger RNA from Stegastes partitus (bicolor damselfish), 3107 nucleotides. Its product is annotated as sialin. Gene Ontology annotation, cellular component: apical plasma membrane. Bases 242 to 1786 code for a protein of 514 amino acids. The record is from RefSeq and is a predicted model, not a curated record. Gene Ontology annotation, molecular function: transmembrane transporter activity. Lineage: Eukaryota; Metazoa; Chordata; Actinopteri; Pomacentridae. The transcript is spliced from 11 exons. Gene Ontology annotation, biological process: transmembrane transport; monoatomic anion transport.